Eurytemora carolleeae is the source of this 2109-nucleotide messenger RNA. RefSeq lists its product as uncharacterized. The coding region runs from base 144 to 1670 and encodes 508 amino acids. The transcript is spliced from 2 exons. The record is from RefSeq and is a predicted model, not a curated record. Lineage: Eukaryota; Metazoa; Arthropoda; Copepoda; Calanoida; Temoridae.
UUAUUUUCAGAUUUAGAAUUUAAAUGUAGAUUUUGAUAAAUCAGAUUACUUGAUAUUGAGUUUGUUACAAAGGUUCGACUGAGAACAUAUCUAAGAUAUCUAAGUCUGGAGAUAUCUCUGAUUUACCUGUAAACCUGGCCAAGAUGUCCAAGUCUGAAGAUAUCUCUGAUAUACCUGGAAGCCUGGAAAAUAUGUCCAAGUCGGGAGAUAUCUCUGAUUUACCUGGAAACCUAGCCAAGAUGUCUGUUUCUCCCCACAACAUUAAACACAAGUACACCUUGAACCUGAAGAAUAACUAUACUAAGUGCAGUACCUGCAGCUUUGACAUUGCUUUAACCAAGAAUGCAUUAUCAUGUACUGCUUGUAGCAAUCAUUGGUUCUGUAGUGCUAAGUGUGUGGAUCUAUAUCAGGGUGAGUAUUGUCUCCAUGUGGAAUUUACCAGCUGUAAUUCUCUGGAACUCUUUCAUUUAGCGAUCCUACGUUAUUAUGACAUGGAGACUCUGAACAUGGUUAAAGAGUACAUAAGUUCUCAAGAAGGAGUAUCCAGGAAGGAUAUGAAGAAGCUGGCUGAGGCAGGGGACUGGAAAGCUGCUCUGAUCAUAGGUUUAACCUAUGAGUUCAGGUUUGUCCUUGACUGGGAUGAAUGUGAGCUAGCACUCCGUCCUCCCUUCAUGAAGAGCCGACCUUUUAGUCACAGGAAAGCUAUAAAAUACUACAACAUGGCUGCAGAAGAGAACUCUAUUGAGGCAAGUGCUGGUAUUGUAAGGGCUCUUGGUACACAGAUUGAUAAUGGAAGAGCCAUGAUAGAUCAUCUUUACAAAUCUUCUAAGUUCAAGUUAUCUAAAGAACUUCUAAGCAGUAAUAGUUUCUCUGAGCUGCGUAUUACCCAAGAUGAGAUCAAGAAGAAAUGUCAGGAAGGAGAAGUACUCUCCGUGAAUGGUAUAUCAGGAGUAAUGUUGUUUAGAUUGAAUCUUGUUAACUCUACAUCCUCUGUAAUUGAUAUAGCAUCACUACCAACAUUCGUUGUGGAGACUCUUUCUAUGAUGAAGGCAUGUAAACAAUGUUUAUUACUUUGUUACUCCUAUAAUCUACUGAUUGGGGUUCAAGAUUUUCCAAGAUCUGUUCACAACACAAUCUUUGUGCAGAAGUCUAAUGAUGGAGAGAAUAAGACCAAAUUAGGGAUUGAUCCUGGAGUAAGGAUGGAUGCUAAGGCUGUAUUUGAUCAAGGAUAUUUACAGAGACUGCACCAUGAUCAGCCAAUGUAUCUGUGUGAGCAUAAUGUUCAGAGUAUUGGGAACACCUGCACUCAAUGUGCUCAGCUGGCUCGGGAAAGGAUUCUGAGUGUUUAUAAGAACAGUUUUCUCUUCAGUAGAGAUGAAUCAAUCAGGGGAGUCAACAGUGUUAUCUUUACUCUGGAGUCAGGAUUGAAGAAACAAGAUUACUUCUGGAAUUAUGGAAAAUAUGAGAUCAUAGCUGCUAUCCGUGUCAUGGCUCUUCAGCCCAUGGAUCUACAUCCUCUACAGCUUGCUAAGGAUCCCAGCUUAUACUGGCCAAUUGUUUACUACUAUGGGUCUUUGUACUCUGCGUUGAAGGAAAUCCUGGAUGGAAAGAUGGUUGACAGUAUUUAUGAGAAUAUCCCGAAGUCUACUCCUCUGCCAAAGAGAAAAUAAAUAUAGUUGAUGAGGAACAGUUUGUGAUCAAAUGUGGACACAACUCCUGUGUUUAUCUUGACUGGGAGUUUAAGUUCAAGCAAUGUACCAGGUGUAAGCUGAGACGUUACUGUAAUCCAAGCUGUCAGAAGCUUGACUGGAAAGUACACAAGAAGGAAUGCUUUCUCCGUCCUGGAAUGGAGAAUACAGAUGAUGAGGUGGAUUAGGAGUUAUAAAGAACAGACCUGUUAUACCAGGUACCUUGAGUUUCUGGAUCCAUAUCUUAACACAGAGAAAGAAAUCCGGCAAAUUGUUUUUCACCAAUAUUGGAUAAUAUUCUUUGUAAACUAUUGAUCUCUUAAUAUUUGUAUUUCAAGUUUCUUUGUAAAUUCAUGUUUUAAAAAUGUAGGAGUACAAUUCAUUGUUUCAUUCGUAUUUCCAAAAUCAUUUUUAUUUCAGA